Bacillus rossius redtenbacheri is the source of this 678-nucleotide messenger RNA. RefSeq names its product antifreeze protein Maxi-like. The record is from RefSeq and is a predicted model, not a curated record. The transcript has 4 exons. Lineage: Eukaryota; Metazoa; Arthropoda; Insecta; Phasmatodea; Bacillidae. Bases 1 to 678 code for a protein of 225 amino acids.
AUGGCCGCCGCCGCGGCGGCCGCCGUCUCGGUCCUGUGGAUGGCGGCGGCGGCGGCCGCCUCCCGGGCGGCGGUGAUGCGCUGCUGGGCGUGCACCGCCUCCUUGGCGGCGGCCAGCUUCUGGCGGGCGGCUAUGGCGGCGGCGGCGGCCUCCUUGGCCGCGGCGGCGGCGCUCGCCACGUCGGCCGCGUUGGCGGCGGCGGCGGCAGGGAAGGCGAGCGUGUGGGGCGGCGGCCGGGCGGCGGCCAGCCAGGGCGCGGGGGCGGCCCAGGGGCCGGCGAUGCCCCUCUUGGCGGGCCGCUUGCCCUCCGGCCCGGUGGAGGCGGGCCGGCACAGGCCGAGGCAGGCCAUCGCGAGCACCAGGCUAGUCUGCAACAGCGACCAGCACGCUCACGCAGCAGACGCGAGACUGCGCGAGGCUGUCCCAGACAUCGGGGCCGGGAGCUGGCGUCUGGACGCUCCGCAGGGCGCCGCGGCGACCAGGCGCGUCCUGUCCGCCGACAUACAGCAGUCUGCGAGGGUCGCGGCACAGAGCGAGGUGUCUGACGGCUUGUACUCACCACUGGGACCUGCAUCUUCAGGCGAGGGAGAGCUGGAGGAGGCGGUCUCUGACGGGGCCGGCGGGCUGGCUGCUGCCUCGGCUCCCGUCGCGCCGGUACUUAUACAGCGGUCCUCGUGA